Molecule: messenger RNA, 3526 nt
Organism: Impatiens glandulifera
Lineage: Eukaryota; Viridiplantae; Streptophyta; Magnoliopsida; Ericales; Balsaminaceae
Exons: 21
Coding region: 530-3352 (940 amino acids)
Source: RefSeq, a predicted model, not a curated record
UCAACUUCUUCUAUUCCCAUUGAUCAUUCAUUCUCUCUGUGUGCUUUCUUUUAUCUAUUUAGACAUUCUAUUGAAGUUGGAAGCAGCUGAUUCUUUGUUUGCUUGCUCAUCAGAAAAGCUUUAGAGCUUAAAAGGAGGAAAACAAAGUAAAAGCUGAUGGAAAGCAAACAUGGAAUCUAGAACAGUUGUUUAGUGAUUUUAUAUACAAAACCCUGCUUUCUAUAGUCUCCUCUGGUAUUAUUGAAAAGGAGCUGAGAUGGGUUUUUAUGAUGGUCAAUGAGGAAUUGAAGCAUUGCACUGAAAUUGAUUCCGAAGGAUUGAGGAUUUUCACACGACAUACAGCAAAGUAGAGAGUGAGAAGUUAGAAAUCUGUUCACAGUGGAAAAUGAUGAACAUUCCUUAUGGUUACUGAUCAUUAAGAGGGUAUAGAUCAAGCUGAUACCCAGCUGAUAAAAAGUGAUUGAAACUAUAUAUCAGGGAUACAUGUGUUGUAGGCUUAGGGUUACACUGUAAAAAUCAAGAGGGAAAAAUGGUUGGAAUUGUGGAUAUCGAUGUAUCAGACGAUUCUUUACCAGCUUUGGUUCCAUCAUUUUAUGCAAGUGGUCUAGGUUCAUGGGUUGCAGUCCUCUCAUAUGAUGCAUGUGUUCGCUUAUGCUUAAACUCACGGGCAAAAGGUAGUCGUGAGGCUCCCAUCUUCUUGGAAAAUGGAUGUGCGCUUCUUCAAAAUGCAUUUAGCUUGCAACACGUCCUACUACAGCCAGAGGAAGAACUGCUGAAGAAGAAGUCUUCAAGGUUAAGCAGUGAAGGAGUUUCUGCUAAAGCUAAGAAGAAAUUAGGGAAAAUGAAAGUACAAGUCAGGAAAGUAAAAAUCGGACUAGAUCCACCCACAACCUGUAGCUUUUCAUCUUUAAAGCCUUCAAAGGAAAAAAUUGAUUCAUUACGUUCUUAUGCCUCAAGUGUAAAGUCUAAUGUCGCCUCAGGAUGGGGUGCUAUACAGAAAGUUCAUGUUUCUCCUCGGAUUCCUGUAAAUGCUCCUCUUUCAACGAAAUUCAUGGUAUACAUGCAUGCUGGCACUAGUUACGUUAAAGAGGUUGCUGGGCUUCUGAAAUCUGGGACUUCAACUUCUCCUGACAGUUCAACAACUUCCAACAAAGUGAUUCCAGAAACCCAUUCUUGUUUGUUGAGGCUGAAAAGUACAUCACAAAGUGAGGCAGUUCGAAUGCAGCCCGGAUCCAGUGAGGCCCAUGUAUUCUUGCCAGAUGGUUUUACAGAUGAUUUGAUAGUAGAAGUCCAUGAUUCAAAUGGAAAGCAUUGUGGUGGUGCGAUAGUUCAAAUGGCCGAUAUUGCUGAAGAGACAGGUGAUAAACUUCGUUGGUGUUCAAUCUAUCACGAGCCAGAUCAUACACUUAUUGGAAGGGUGCAAUUAUACAUAAACUAUUCAUUUAGCCCAGAUGAGAAGUGCGGCUCUGUUGCAGAAACUGUAGCAUAUGACCUGCUUUUGGAGGUGGCAAUGAAACUUCAACAUUUCAAGCAAAGAAAUUUGUUGUUGCAUGGUUCUUGGAAGUGGUUAGUUGCUGAGUUUGCAUCUUGUUAUGGAGUCUCGGAUACUUAUGCAAACUUAAGGUAUCUUACAUAUGUAAUGGAUGUUGCAACACCUACUGCAGAUUGCCUAUGUUUGGUGAAGGAAUUGCUUUCACCUGUCAUUUUGAAGCCUAAGAGUUCAUUGAGUCAUCAAGAGAACCGUCUCCUAGCCGAAGUUUCUAAAAAAAUUGAGGAUAUUAUUGUAUUGGUUUUCGAGAACUACAAGUCGCUUGAUGAAUCCUCGCCAUCUGGAAUUAUAGAUGGUUUCAAGCCUUCCAAUGGUUUGCCUGCUCCAGCCUUAAAACCUGCUUUAAAGCUCUUUAUGCUUUUAAAUGAUGUACUUUUGCCCGAAAUGCAGUUGAAACUCUGCAGAUACUUUCAGACUGCAGUAAAGAAGAGAUCCAAAAAGUACUUGGCAGAAGUAGAGGAGUUUGUCUCUAGCAAUAAUGGAAAUGCAAGAAGCGAUCCAGUGUUCCUUGGAACAGCUUACCUCAAGAUGAAAAGUCUUUGUUUGAAUAUGAAAAAUGAAAUUUCUUUAGAUAUCAAGAUUCACAGUAAGAAUUUACUACCUAGCUUUUUAGAUCUUCCCAAUCUGUCUUCUGCAAUUUACAGCGUUCAGCUAUCCAACUCAUUGCGUGAAGCACUAAUCACAUGUCCUCCCUCUGGGCCAUCUAUUGUGGCCGAAUUAGUAAUCGCAACAUUAAAUUUUCAGAAUGCUCUUGCUCACUGGAACAUUAGACCCAUAAAAGGUGGUGUGGAUGCAAAAGAGUUGUUCAACUCUUAUAUUAUUAACUGGAUUGAAGCUAAGCGUCUGGCAUUGCUUGAAUUUUGUAGACCUGACAAGGUGAAGGGGUCAGGCCUGAAACCACAUAAUGCAGCAACAUGUCCUUUUGUUGAUGAAAUGUAUGACCGGUUGAAAGAGACACUGGAUGAAUAUGAAUUCAUUGUUACUCGCUGGCCAGAGUACACAUUGGUUCUUGAAAAGGCAAUAGCUGAUGUUGAAAAGGCAUCCGUAGAAGCUCUUGAUAAGCAGUAUGUUGAUGUUUUAUCCCCUUUGAAGGAAAAUUUUGCACCUAUUAAAUACGGCCUCAAGUAUGUCCAGAAAAUCACAAAAGGCACAGAAGUAACAUAUACACUUCCCGACGAGUUAGGAGGCUUGUUGAAUUCGAUGAAAAUUAUGCUUGAUUUGAGGCUUCCAGAGAUAGAAUCUCAGAUGAAGUCAUGGAGUUCUUGCAUAAAUGAUGAAACUAACCCGGCUCCAGGAGAGUGUCUUAAUGAAGUUAAGGUGAUGCUCAGAACAAAAUUCAAAAACUACGUUCAAGCACUAGUAGAGAAACUUGUGGAAAAUACACGGGUGCAAAAUACAACGAAACUGAAGAAGUUGAUACAAGACUCUUCGAAGGAGGCUGUAACCGAAUCAGAUAUGCGGAUAAGAAUGCAGCCUUUGAAGGAUGUCCUUAUCAACACAAUUAAUCACCUUCAUAAUGUCUUCGAUAAUCAACUCUUUGUCAUCAUUUGCCGCGGAUUUUGGGACCGGAUGGGGCAGGAUGUUCUAAAACUUUUAGAAGACAGAAAAGAGAACACUUCUUGCUACAAAGGCUCGCGAAUCUCACUAUCAGUUUUAGAUGACAUAUUUAGGUCGGAAAUGCAGAGGUUUUUAGGACAUUCCCUAAUUGCAGACAAUUUGGAGCCUCCUCGAACAAUUAUGGCAGCUAGGGCCAUGCUAUGUAAAGACUCGGUGAACCCGAGUAACAAUAGUCUCUAUUAUUGAACAAUUAAGGUUCAGUCUCUAUUCAAUUUGUUGAUAAAAAUAUAUUUCAGUUAAAUAUAAAAACCCUGAUUCUUCGGAGAACCGAAGAAUUUACUUUGAACACAAUUUUGAAUGAUCACAAAUACUGCAUUUGUGGGUUGAAUUUAGCGAUUGAAUGAAUAGUUGCAAUUUAUU